AAAACUCUAUUGUGACUUGUUCCGAAUAAACAAAGAAGUUUCCUGGACCUAUCUGCCCCGCUUUCCCUCUUUCUCUCCCCUUCCAGCUCCUCGUUAUAAUUUUCCCCCACAAAUUCUCUCCCAAUUCCUCCCUUUCCACAUUCCUCCACACUCUCGGGACUCGAUACUUCCUCUUUCUGUCAAUCAUUCCCAGCCCCCUCCACCUCGUUUCCAAAGUCUCACUUCGGGAAUUGCGAGUCAUCCCACUCCCUUUUCUUUGCAUUUCCUGUGCCAACUCCUUUACUUUACCCCGUCACACUUCAAGAAUUCAGCCUGAGCUAAAGAAUCAUCGACAAUUGAGAAGAUGGCGGUUCAGCAGUAUGAUGAUUCAGCUAUUGCCAAGUAUCUCGGCAGCAAGUACUGGAAUCAUUUCGCGAUCCAGCUUGGCCAUUGGAAUUCUAUGAAGGUCAUCAUCAUGAGCGGCCAAAUGUUCAAGCGGAUCCCUGAUCCUGCCAAGGCAGAACUUGCCACGGAGAUGGCCAAGUAUCUGGGUGAAGAGGUCAUGUACGCUCGUGACGCCGACAACGAAGAGGUCUGGAUUCUCGGUCCGAUGAACGUCAUGAAGCGCGACAUCACCAUGGUCAAGGGCAUUCCCAUUUGGGACCCCAAGAAGAAACAUGUGACCACGGUGUUCAGACUCCGCCGUCCUCCUAACGCCUACAUCCUUUAUCGCAAGGACAAGCAUGGUGAGGUCAAGGCGGAGAAUCCCGGCCUCGACAACAAUGAGAUUUCCGUCAUCAUUGGCGCGAUGUGGAAAGCAGAAUCUUCCGAGGUUCGAGCUGAGUACCAUGAGAAAGCACAGGAAGUCAAGCGCAACCUGAUGAUCGCCUAUCCGGACUACCGUUACAUCCCUCGUAAGUCGCAUGAAAUUCGCCGCCGUGCGCGCCGUGCCCCGCGCCUUCAGCUUCAGGCUCCUCAGGACAUUGCACUCCUUAACAGAGCACAUGCUCCAGCCUCUUUCCUAUGGCAGCAACCCAUGCAGCAAGCAAUCCAGCAGGUUACCGGUGAAGAAAACAGCCCCAAUAGCGAGAUCACUCGUCACAUCCCUCAAUCUCAACGUUUUCUGCCUCCUAUUGAGCGGGAUUGGGCUCCUCCGAACAUGGAAAGACUCGCUAUUGAAGAUGCCCCUGCCAUUGACGACAAUGACAACAUGGACCAAGGCUGGAACUUUGACGACCAGCUGGAGGCCCUCUUGCGUGAUAUCUAAGCGCUCAAACGGCGUGACCAUUGGUAGCCCAGACCAUUGAUUGCGUAAGUGAACACUAGUACCAAGCGAUACCGGUUUCUACCAUGAAGGCGUACGGCGCCAGAGGGCGGACAUGAAUAGACAGGUCAGUGAGCACAUUCCUCCCUCCUUCGAUUUGCGAAAUCUGGAGAAUGCAAUCGACUGAUAUUGACAACCAGUUCAGACGCAGGUAACGAC
This is a messenger RNA of Canariomyces notabilis, 1462 nucleotides long. RefSeq lists its product as uncharacterized. NCBI's taxonomy places the organism in Eukaryota, Fungi, Ascomycota, Sordariomycetes, Sordariales, Chaetomiaceae. The record is from RefSeq and is a predicted model, not a curated record. Gene Ontology annotation, molecular function: DNA-binding transcription factor activity, RNA polymerase II-specific; RNA polymerase II cis-regulatory region sequence-specific DNA binding. The coding region runs from base 344 to 1246 and encodes 300 amino acids. The transcript is spliced from 3 exons. Gene Ontology annotation, biological process: cell differentiation; regulation of DNA-templated transcription; anatomical structure morphogenesis.